This is a messenger RNA of Prunus mume (Japanese apricot), 766 nucleotides long. The record is from RefSeq and is a predicted model, not a curated record. Lineage: Eukaryota; Viridiplantae; Streptophyta; Magnoliopsida; Rosales; Rosaceae.
CAAAAAGCUUUGAAGAGGUGCCAAAACAAAACCAUGGCUAGAAUCUCUCCCACCUUAAUUUUCCAAUUCAUAAUUUCCUCCCUCCUCUCUUCCUUUGCCAUGACCAUAGUUUCUGGGGAAAAUCAUGGGUUUGUGAGAAGCAUAGACCCUAAGUUUAUAGGGUUGCAGAGAGAAAAGCUCACCCACAUUCGCUUGUAUUGGCAUGACAUUGUCGGUGGGCAUCAUCCCACAGCCAUAGAUGUGGUCCCACCACCCUCCAAGUCAUCACCCACAAAUUUUGGGUUAGUGAGAAUGUUUGAUAAUGCACUGACCCAAGGGCCUGAGUUGAGCUCAGAAUUGGUGGCAAGGGCUCAAGGGUUUUAUGCAUCUGCAGCACAAAAGGAGCUUAGCCUGCUGAUGGCACAGAACUUUGCUUUUGUUCAAGGUGAGUUUAAUGGCAGCACCAUAACUUUGCUAGGAAGAAAUUCAGUUUUCAACAAGGUGAGGGAGCUGCCUGUGAUCGGUGGAAGUGGAGUUUUCAGGUUUGCUAGGGGUUAUGCUGAAGCAAGAACACACACGUUUGAUCUCAACACAGGUGAUGCUACGGUGGAGUAUAAUAUUUAUGUGUUGCAUUAUUGAUCAUGGGUUUUGGCAAUUUAGGAUUGGGACCCUUUUGCUUGGUUUUGGUAAUUUGCUCCCCUAUGCCUUGUUGUAAUUAUAAAUUAUCAGAAGUUCAUAGUAUGACUACUUGUACUUUGUUCCAAAUUAAUAAAAGGAUUCAGAUUAU